Molecule: messenger RNA, 381 nt
Organism: Psylliodes chrysocephalus
Lineage: Eukaryota; Metazoa; Arthropoda; Insecta; Coleoptera; Chrysomelidae
Source: the annotation of a GenBank genome assembly
AUGUUUUCCUCGACUACAGGGAACAAUAAAAAUCAAAGACUGGACGAAGACGUUAAAACUGAUAUAGCAGCUCAUUUGAAAGCGUUAAAACACGAAUUUCAACGAUAUUAUAGCGACAUUAAUCCAGAAACACCAAUAUGGCUUAUGACUAGAAAUCCAUUUGUAGUCGAUGUCUUACAAUUACCAGAAGAUAUUCAGGAAGAAUUUCUAGAAAUGAAGGCUGAUUCUACCAUGAAAGAUGACUUCCACCUAUUGACAUUGGAGAAGUUUUGGAUAAAACGUUUCCUACUUAAUCCAAAAGUUGCUUCUCAUGCUUUGCAAAUAAUUGUGCCGUUUUCCUCGACUUACUUAUGUGAAACAGGUUUUUCAGCAUUGGUAUAA